AUGUUCAAGUCAAUAACAAAUUUAUUUGGUCCUCCUUCACCGAUAUUGAAUGAACCAACCAUUGACUAUAAUCACACCAUAAAUUCUAUUAAUUUGAAUGACUCCACCACUAAUUCAUCAUACCGUUAUUCUCCAAAAGUAUAUCAGGAACCUCAAUUCAAUCGAUCCAGAUCUAGUUCUGUCCCAAGAGAUAGAUUUAUACCCGAUAUAAAUGACAGUUUAUUCAACAAAUAUGACAAACAACUAGAUUCGGAUAUUAAAUAUGAUAAUUUGACUUCAGAAAAUGAUUAUUCUCGUCCAAUAUCUGAGUAUACUGACAGAUUCAGAAGAAUUGAUAGACUUAAACCACUCAAUGAACCACGGAUUGUGGGAGACAAACCUUAUAAUAUUGAUUCAAAUUAUGAACCUUCGUCCAGAUUCGGAGGUUCAAAUUAUAGCAUUAACUCAAAUAUGGGGGUUACAAAUAAAGAUGAUUUUAGUAGAAGAUCACCAAUCCCUCGAGUGAAUACUUCCAGAUUCGAACAACCAGACAUACCUAAACCUAGAUAUCAAUCAUCUAGAUUCGAAACUCCAAUAUAUGACAAUUCCAUGCAUGACAGACCAAAAUCUGAAUCAAAUAUAUCGAGGCUUGAACCUAGAUUCGAGCCAUUGUCUAGAAUCGAUAGAAUUCCCAAGCUCGACUACCAAAAUUCAAUACCUGAAAAGCCUCGAAUCAACUCCACAUAUAAGGAUGAUUUCAAGAUCCCUUCGAGAUACGACCAUAACCCCAUAAAGAUUUACCAAGAUGUCCCACCAGUAUCGGUCAAAGAAGAUUACAAGAUAAAACAAUUUGAUUUGAAAUUUCUUUCGGAACUUAACCAAAAGGUGGAGAAUAACAAUAAAUUUCUUGAAAAGUUAAAUGAUUUAGUUGAUUGUAAAAAAGAAGCAGAGGAAGACGAUGAUAAUGUAAAAUAUAACGAAUUAAGAAGUCAGUAUAUCAAAGAGUUGAAGACGUACCAAGAAUUCUAUGAAAACUAUAUAACGAUGUUCCAAGAAUUCAAGGAUCUUAAAGAUAGAAAUAGGAAAGUGUUGACAAAAAUAAGACUCAUUAAAAACACUACUGAUGAUAAUUCUAUUAAAUUAAUAUGUAAUAAUAUUUUAGAUGAUUUAAGACAAUAA
Molecule: messenger RNA, 1158 nt
Organism: Yamadazyma jaroonii
Lineage: Eukaryota; Fungi; Ascomycota; Pichiomycetes; Serinales; Debaryomycetaceae
Source: the annotation of a GenBank genome assembly